Molecule: messenger RNA, 2981 nt
Organism: Sardina pilchardus (European sardine)
Lineage: Eukaryota; Metazoa; Chordata; Actinopteri; Clupeiformes; Clupeidae
Exons: 5
Coding region: 135-1451 (438 amino acids)
Source: RefSeq, a predicted model, not a curated record
GUUUUCAUGGAGGAACUUGACAACUGACUGUCAUAAUAGUUAGCAUGCAUGUAGAGCUUUAAUGACUAUGUAAUAACCAUAAGAUACUACUUGGACGAAAUAGAAAAUAGAAGUGUUAUAGGGAAGAUAUCAAAAUGAAUUCAGAUUAUCAAAUUUGUCUAAUACGAAGUGAAGAGGAAGCCCGUGCCAUUGAGACAGCACUAAGAACAGCUGUUCUUAGCGUGGUAGAAGUGAUAAAUGACAUUAGCAGAAGCCGAUUUCAGGACUGUCAAAGAAAAGUUACGGAAAAGGAAAAAGAGAAUGCACAACUCAAAGUGGAGCUCUAUAAAGCAGAAGAAGAACUCGCGUUUCUACGCCAGCUUGUGGGGUCUCAGCAAAAACAACAAAGUGAAGAAGGAAGUGUGAGAUGCAAUGCAAGUAUUGACGCACAUGUGCCAGACAGUAGAUGGAGUGUGGAAAUUGAAGAUGGAGUCGUGAAUGAAGCCUCGUCAACACCCCAAAGCAGUGAAGAACAGUCCAAAAAUAGUAGAGAGCCAUUAAGUGCAGCUGAAAAGCAAAGGCGCUAUCGAGCCCGUCGAGAUGCAAAUCCCGAGAGAAGGGCAAAUUACCUCGAAUGGGAGAGGAGGAAAUGGAAGAGAGACAGGGAGCUGGGGAAGAAGAAACUCGUGCAUGAGUGCAGCGUGAGCGAGCAGAGGACAAUUAGAGGGAGAUGGAAAUUAGCCAAAGCAAAGAGCAGGGCAAAAGAUGCGACUGGCAUCCUCUCACCACUGUCAGUGAGCCCAGAAUAUCAUCAGCUACAUCCACACGAAGCAGAUGAUAGUAUUGACAACCAGUUUGAAUUUCGGACUGGGGAGGCAACUGCACUACCGCAAGACUCUGCUGCAGGUGCUUCGGAACGUCAUGGACACAAUGGACCAGUGUUCACGCCAUCAGGGUUCUCAGAAAACCACACAGACAUGAUGAAUUCCCUUGUGGUCAAAGAGGAGCCUCCUAAUACAGACACGGUUUACAUCAAGUUUGAGGUGAAGGAGGAGAACGCGUGCACGGACCAAGAGGGCAGUUCUCCCUCAUGUGUUCUGGAGAGAGAGACCCAAGAAAAAUCCCGCUUCACUCAUUUCAGAGACGGUGCGCUUGGAACCAGAAGUAGACUUAGUUACCGCGGUGCUCGACUGACAGAAGACAGAAGACUGUCCUCAGUCUCAAGGGUUAAAAAGAGGAUUGAUGACCGUGAGAGGCAACGGCGUUAUAGGGAGAGGAUCCAUUCUGACCCAGAGAAGCUCCAAGCCUACUUGGAGAAAGACAGACGCAGAUACCUGAAGAAGAGGAAGUCGAUCUGUGAGCUUCCCGAACAGAUCCAGAGGCAGAAGAGAGCCAUGUGGAGAGAGGCCGCCCGGAGAUGCAGGGCCAGGAAAAGAAACACCCCCCUCGCCCAGUGGACAGAGCCUCUCUGACCGGUGUGGACACUGGCAGUCAGACAGGGGGUGACACAUUACAUAAAAACUAAAUACUCAAAGACUCUCUGGGUUAUUAGGUGCAUUGAGCCAUGACUGCACAGCACUCUCUAGAUAGUAUUGAAUACACAGUUAACAACAUUUCCUCUAUUUCUCAAUUGAAAGUCCCUAGAUCUUGUUGAUGACAUGUUGAUUGCUUGUUUGUGGUGCUACUUUUUUAAUUGUUCAAAUUGCGCUACUGUAGGGCUAAUUAUUUCAGUGAAUUAUUGACUGGUGUCGAGCAGUUGUGUUUCCUAGGUACACAGUGAACUGUAUGAAUAUAGCAGUCUACUCACUUGUGAGUUAUGUGAAGGCAGGGUACAAACAAGAAGAGUUCUUCAGUUUGUGACAGUUGAAAGCCCACUAAUCUUGUUUGUUGUAAAAUAUGUUUGUACUAUAAUGUGAAUGUUUGAUUUCAUGGUUCCAAUAAUACAAUUCUUUAGAGAGGGCUGUCAGUAGAACAGUUUGUUUAAAUGAUUGUGCACUGAAAAGGUAAAGACCAUUUAUUUACCAUUGUAGGGUGGAUGGAUCUACUGUAUAGACAUUUUCUCUCCUUUCAUUAUGCCAUGUUGCAUGGAUGUAAUUUUUUAAGAUGCCAAACAGUUGUGUCUGAUGCAUUAAGGUUGCCUUUUUAACACAUAUCCCCACUAUGUACACAAUGAAUGAUCUGCCUAAUGGACAAACUGAAAAGGAAACACAUUCAGUUGUAUGCUAAUUUUUUAAUGACAUUUCAUCAUUUUAUGAAAAUGAUUCAAUUGUUAACAUGAGAUGGCUGGGUACAGUGGAGAUGGAGGCUGGAAACAGUAGACUCAGAUGAACGCCUUUCGGGAACAGCCCUGGUUCAAAACAAUAAUUAACAUUUAAUGGAUGUCCUACCUCAGUCUUAAGUAUUUUGCAAAGCUGUUCAGUGUACAAGCAAAUUACAGUAACUUCUUACCUUUUACUGAAAUGAAAAGUGCUUCCCACAACAGGCCCUGUCCGUGGUACUUGUAGGACUCAGGCAUACUGGCUGGGUGUGCAGCCAACAGUCAGGCUGAGAAAGUAACAUUCAACCAGCCCUGCUGAACCUGGUCAUCAAUGGGGGGUGUUCUCUGGAGCAGGCCUUUGAGAAGAAAACAAUUUGUAAUUCUUAUGCUUGUGUCUGACCUUUCAUGCCAAUUUGUGAGUACACUUAUACAAGUGUUCUUUUGUAUAAAUUGCCAUCGGAACCCACCAGAUAUGAGAUGGUAGACGCUGCCUGCUCCGUCUACAGGGGGACUGCUUCAUGGUGGAUUAUGAACCCAGCAGGGUUAGGAGAGCUCAGUGAGACACCUCACAAUCUCAAUCGACCAACCCUUCUGAGACUAGAUGCCCCUGCACACUUGCGGACCUAAUAGACCCCAAUGUCAGUUCCUGUGGAGAUGAUAUUCAUCAGUCAAUCAUAUUGUGGAAAAAGAUAUUAGAUUACACGUUUAUAUACACAGCUGGUCAAAAUAAAAUAACAAAGGUUUU